UUUAUUUUGGAAAGCACCAACUUCCGGCGUAGUUAGCUAGCUGCUAGCGUUCCGUCUGACGCAGCAGAGGCGUCUCGUUACAGAGCGACAGCAGCCUCCGUGGACUUAAAGGCGGUUGUAUCGGGUUACCGGGGCUCCCCUUUGUGCUCGGCAGCCGCCGGCCCAGUGGAAGCACCGGGACAACGUCGCCUUUCCUUUGCCGCCGCCGUUCAGCGGACCACACCCUCCCCGCUUCCUCGAAGCCAAGCAUCGGGAGCGCGCAGCCUUCCUGCCACCACAUAACUGGGGUAACUCUCCCGCCGCGGAUCCCAAACGACCCUGGAGGAGCAUCGACUGGGAUGGGUAUGAGAGACGAGUCCCUGCAGCGGGCACGCCACGGUGCCGACUCUCCAGCCCCGAGAUGAGCUCCGGAGGAGGAGGGCGGACUGACGCUGACGGACGAUGCCUGAGCAGCAGCUAGCUUCAAACCCCGGGCUGUGUUUGAGGAGGAAGCGGCUAAAAGCGGAUUGAGGAGGCUUUAUCGGACGCUCGCCCUCGUGGUGGAUUUUCCUUAACGGACCUGAUGAGAGGAUGGUGCUGGAGGCUAACCCGAACCUAGAGAAGAGCCUAACGGGGCGCAGACCCGGCGGGUCAGACCCAGCCGGCACCAGCAGGACGACAUCACGGAGCAGCUCCAGUCAUGUCCACACAGGAGGAAGAGACUGUGUCAUGUAGAGGUGAUGCUGGGAAGCACCUGGAGCGUGGUGACGUCACAGACCUGAGUUAAACCUGUGUUAUUGUGAAACAUGUGACAGGCCAGCUCAAACAGGAAACGCAGUUGGCAUGGUGUGUUGACUUCCUGUGUGCUGACUGACCCGGCUCUCUAGGACAGACGCUGAUCUGUGCUCACCAGAAGCAUGCAACGUGCAGACGCACAAAAACAAGUCAUCUAACCGUAGCCCAGGCCCCGCCCCUCAUCAGUAUGGCCAGUGGAGGGUCUGCGAGAUCAACCGGUGAAGGAUCCAGCAGCCCAGUCGGCGCCAGUUUGCAGCAGAGGAAGAGGCUCUCCUCCAUCUGUGAUGCAUGCAAAGCCAAGGUGCAGCUGGUGGCCGACCUGCUGCUGCUGUCCAGUGAGACCAGGCCAGUCAUGACUGCUGAAGGUGCGGUGCUGGCCGACACAUUCGACCAGUGCCGCGACACCGUCAUAGCCAGAACAAAGGAGCUCUCCAUCCUCACCCAUGACAUCCAGAGCCAGCUCAACAUGGGCCGCUUCACAGAAGUGGGGGACCGCCUGCUGGAGAUGGUGGACUUGGUGGUGUCUCUGACCGAGUGCUCCGCUCAUGCAGCCUACCUGGUGGCCGUCGAGAGCCCAGGAUCGCAGCCCUGCCUACCCGGUUUGGUGGACCGCUACAAGGUGACCCGCUGCCGUCAUGAGGUGGAGCUGAACUGCAGCGUCCUCCGUGUUUCUCCUCUGACAGACCUUACCCCCCAGCUCCUGCUUGAGCUCUCCCAGAACAUCUCGACCAACCUGAAGAAUCUGUCGGACAUCUCGCUGCUGGCCAGCGAGAGGUCCAGAGACCGCUUUGCUAAAGAGCAGUUCAAGUUGAGCGUUAAGAGCAUCAGCACGAGCGGCAUGGCCUUCCUGGCCUGCGUCAGAGAAGUCAAAGCCCAGCCCAGCGAGCUGACCCGGAACCGAUGUGUCCUGUUCAGUGCUGCUCUGGUCCAGGCCGUCGGCGCCCUGGUUGGCUUUGCCACAGAGCCACAGUUCCUUGGAAGACCUGCAAGUAUUUCAUCUGAAGGAAAAGGGGUGCAGACUGCAGUGUUGGGGGGGGCGAUGAGCGUGGUGUCUGCCUGCGUUCUCCUCACUCAGGGCCUUCGAGACGUCGCCCAGCAUCCCAACGGCAGCUCUAAAAUGGCCGAGUACCGGGAGCGUCUGCACAACUCGGCGUGUGCGAUUUCUGACGGCUGCACUCUGCUGACUCAGGCCCUCCGAGAGCGCUCCUCUCCGAGGACCCUGCCUCCCGUCAACUCUUAUUCCAUGAGUUAGUCCGGGAGACGGCAGCGUGCGGUUCUGACGCGCCAACGAGGAUCCUUCGUCCGUUACUCUAGUCACUGCCGAGUCCCGCGUUGUACCAGGUGGGACCUGGACCUGACAGCUCUUUACCACAGACCUGAACGUUUACCUCAGUUUGUGUCCUGGUGAACACACGCACACACACACACACACCUUGACGAGUCGGAGUGUGUGUGCUUGGUUGAUUUUCUAUGAGAGUGAAACCGUUAAAAGCUGCUGUGAUGCUGUGCUCUUGGUUUGACACUAUUUACUAGAUUGUUGUACUUUCAGGUGUUCUGACCUUGCAUGUGAUGGAAUAUUUAUUCUAACUAUUAAAACGGUUGGUUCUGGC
Messenger RNA from Nothobranchius furzeri (turquoise killifish), 2384 nucleotides. It is a transcript of the gene tlnrd1, whose product is annotated as talin rod domain containing 1. Gene Ontology annotation, molecular function: actin binding. Lineage: Eukaryota; Metazoa; Chordata; Actinopteri; Cyprinodontiformes; Nothobranchiidae. The record is from RefSeq and is a predicted model, not a curated record.